UUUUCAUUAGUCGAGAGUGCAGAAAUUAUAAUUUGAAAGUUAGUGUGACAGUAGCAAGCUAAAAUGCCACGAAAUCGUUCGACGGAUGACUCUCGUCAACCAAUUCUUCAAGAUAAUGACGAGAAUGAAAGAAGUUACAAUGACAACGAACUCGAAGAUACUUCUGGAUGUUGCAAUCCAUCAAAAACUUGGUAUCGAUUCAUUGCACUGAUUUUUAUGUGCUUAGUCGGAUUUGCGUCAUACUUUUGCUAUGACAAUCCCGGCGCUCUUCAAGACAAUUUUAAGGCUGAUUUGAAUCUCUCGACAACACAAUUUGCAAUGCUUUAUUCUAUUUAUUCCUGGCCAAAUGUUAUUUUAUGUUUUAUUGGUGGAUUUCUCAUUGAUCGUGUUUUUGGAAUUCGUCUCGGUACCAUUAUCUACAUGUUCAUUUUAAUGAUUGGACAACUUAUAUUUGCAUUUGGAGCGACAAUAAAUGGAUUUUACAUCAUGUUAUUGGGAAGAUUUAUCUUCGGUAUUGGCGCUGAAUCAUUGGCAGUAGCACAAAAUAACUACGCCGUCUCAUGGUUCAAAGGAAAGGAAUUAAACAUGGUAUUUGGCUUACAAUUAUCAUUUGCAAGAGUUGGAUCAACUGUGAAUUUCCUUGUGAUGGAAUCUGUUUACAAAUAUGUCAAACAAUACUACAGUGGACCAUACAUCAUCGGCAUGUCACUUUUCAUCGCUGCUGGAACAUGCAUUAUGAGCUUCAUCUCUGCACUUGUUCUUGGAUGGAUGGAUAAAAGAGCUGAAACAUAUCUAAGACGUGUUGAAAACACUGAAGGUGAAACUCCACAUCUUUCUGAUGUCAAAACAUUCAAAGUUAGCUUCUGGAUGGUUUCCGUCAUUUGUGUCGCAUAUUACGUCGCAAUAUUUCCAUUUAUUGCACUUGGAAAAGUUUUCUUUGAGAGAAAAUAUGAUUACACACCGGAACAGGCCAACACAGUGAACUCAGUUAUUUACUCGAUUGCUGCUAUCGCCAGUCCACUAUGCGGUUACAUCGUAGACAGAACAGGGCGUAACGUUAUGUGGGUUUUCAUGUCAACGGUUAUCACAAUCGGUGCUCAUGCUCUGCUUGCUUUCUCCUUCGUCAAUCCCUACAUCGGAACAAUACUUAUGGGAAUUGCUUACUCAAUGUUAGCAAGCAGUUUAUGGCCGCUUGUUGCACUCAUCAUUCCAGAAUAUCAACUUGGAACAGCUUAUGGAAUCUGCCAAUCAGUUCAGAAUCUUGGACUUGCAGUUGUUUCAAUGUUUGCUGGUGUGAUUGUUGACAAAGGAGGAUAUUUAAUGCUUGAGCUUUUCUUCAUUGGUUGGUUGAGUGUUGCCCUUCUUGCUACUGUCAUCAUUUGGCUGCAAGAUUUCAAUAACAAUGGCACUCUUAACAUGACACCAUCAGAACGUGAAGAACAAGCCAAAACGACACUUCCCCAACUAACUUCGUCAUCAAUUAACGAUGAAGGGAGUGACGAACCUGAUCGACAAGCACGUGAAGUGAGAAACAAGUACCUGAAUAGAAUUGGAGUCGGUGACACUGGGAAUUCUAGCGACACUGAGCCACUUCUACAAUAA
This is a messenger RNA of Clunio marinus, 1602 nucleotides long. The record is from the annotation of a GenBank genome assembly. Lineage: Eukaryota; Metazoa; Arthropoda; Insecta; Diptera; Chironomidae.